AUGCAAGAUACCCAGUCAUCAACGAUCAAGAAAAUGGCGAUUUCAAAAAAUUUACAGACUGAAAGCGCUUUUAGUCGCCACGAAUUCCUUAUGCGAGAGUAUCUAAACCGCAGAAAGAAUGGACCCAAGAAAUAUGUCCCUUCAUCUUACAAAACAGAAAGGGACAUUAUUCGAGAAAAUCACAAAUUUGUUAGAUCUGAUUCAGAGGAUGAAGACGAACUAAGUUGGGAAGAGAGAGUUGCGAAAAAAUAUUACGACCGUUUGUUCAAAGAAUAUGCUAUUUGUGAAUUGAAAUAUUACAAAGAAGGAAGGAUUGCUCUUCGUUGGAGAAUAGAAAGGGAAGUAGUCAACGGAAAAGGACAGUUUAUUUGUGCUUCGACACGCUGUGAUGCCACAGAAGGUUUGAAAAGCUGGGAGGUGAAUUUUGGAUAUGUAGAAAAUGGAUCGAAAAAGAACGAGCUUGUCAAAGUGAGAUUGUGCCCGAGUUGUUCCGAUAAGCUGAACUAUAAAACGCAGAAAAGACUAGCGAAACGCUUGAAGAGAAAAGAACGUUCUGAUCCUGAAGACGGCAAUGACGGUGAGGGACGGAAAAAGUUAAAAAAUAUAUCUGACGAAGAGAGGGACAUGCUCACGACAAACGUUGAUAGUGAAAAAGUUGAGGAAGCAGAAACCUCAGUCUGGAGUAAAACAAUGGAGACAAAGGAGGAAAAGUCGAAAGAAGAAGAGUACGAGGACUAUUUCGCCGAUUUGUUACAGUAA
Messenger RNA from Mycotypha africana, 759 nucleotides. Its product is annotated as folate-sensitive fragile site protein Fra10Ac1-domain-containing protein. The transcript is spliced from 4 exons. NCBI's taxonomy places the organism in Eukaryota, Fungi, Mucoromycota, Mucoromycetes, Mucorales, Mycotyphaceae. Gene Ontology annotation, biological process: dephosphorylation. The coding region runs from base 1 to 759 and encodes 252 amino acids. Gene Ontology annotation, molecular function: phosphatase activity. The record is from RefSeq and is a predicted model, not a curated record.